This is a messenger RNA of Leptopilina boulardi, 1097 nucleotides long. RefSeq lists its product as uncharacterized. Gene Ontology annotation, molecular function: DNA binding. The transcript is spliced from 2 exons. The coding region runs from base 109 to 1080 and encodes 323 amino acids. The record is from RefSeq and is a predicted model, not a curated record. Gene Ontology annotation, cellular component: nucleus. NCBI's taxonomy places the organism in Eukaryota, Metazoa, Arthropoda, Insecta, Hymenoptera, Figitidae.
CGGUUGUGGUAAAGUGUGAGUGAGAGGGGAGUUACGUUCGUACAAUAGAUCGCAGUUGUUUGAUAAUUUCCCAUAUAAAAAGCCGCAUAUUUUAGUUCUCAAGACAAAAUGCCAAGGGAACGUGUGAGAAAAACGACGAGAGGACCAAGCGACAUGUCCCUCUUUCAUCGUGCUUAUGAUCAGGUAAAAGAUGGCAAAUCAUUGAGAAAAGCUGCAGAGAUGAAUGGAAUUAAUUACGUUUCACUUUUAAGAUAUGUACGUAAACGCGAUAGCGUAGAAAAUGAAGAUGAGAAAAAAAAUGUUAGCAUGGGCUAUGUUGCACACAAUAAAGUUUUUAAUAAAAAUCAAGAACUUGAAUUUUCAAAUUAUUUGUUUCGUUAUGCCGAUAUAUUUUCUGGUCUAUCUAUGAAACAAAUAAGAAAAUUAGCUUACGAAUUUACUGUUAAGUAUAAUUUAACACGACCUUCAACUUGGAGUGUAAAAAAGACAGCAGGCGAAGAAUGGUUAAGAUCAUUUUUAAAAAGAAACACUGAAUUGUCAGCCCGUGUAGCAGAAACUGUAAGCCUCAAUAAUAAUAAUAAGAACAACGAGAAUACUUUUUAUGAGAAUGCAAGAAUUAUUAUUGAUCAAAAUAAUUUUGAAGCACAAAAUAUAUAUAAUGUCAAUAAAACGUGUAUUAAAAAAUCUGAGAUGGAGGCAACAAAAUUCGCUGCAGAAAAAAAUGGAAAACUCAAUUCUGAUGAAGGAGAUACUGUUGUUAUUGCUGUAAAUACCUUGGGAAAUUUUAUGCCUCCAUUGUUUAUAAUUCCUCGGAUUAAUAAUGAAGAUCAGUUCAAUGAAUCAAUUGAUUUAACUAAAAAUGUCAAAAAUUCCGGUUGGAUACAGGAUGAAAAAUUUCUUCUCUUUCUUGAACACAUUAAAAAACAUGCAAAUGUAUCUCCUAUGAAUAAAAUAUUACUUUUAUUAGAUAAUCAUUUUUCACAUGUUAGCAUUAGGGCAAUGGAUUUUUGUAAAGAAAAUGGUAUCGUAUUACUUUCUUCACCAACUUAUUGUUUUGAUUUUGAGCGUAUGAAAAGUUAAUAAAUAAUAUAAGCUUA